This is a messenger RNA of Prunus armeniaca (apricot), 519 nucleotides long. NCBI's taxonomy places the organism in Eukaryota, Viridiplantae, Streptophyta, Magnoliopsida, Rosales, Rosaceae. The record is from the annotation of a GenBank genome assembly.
AUGAACGCAAUUUUCAAAGAUAACAAGGAAGGAAAGAUAUGGAGGGCGCUUACGCCGUUCAAGAGCAGAUUUUCUGGUGUAGUGCUUUCUCUUGACGGGGGUAGAGAAAUAGUUCGUCACGAAUCGCCAAAUGAGCCUGGAAAGCGUAGCAGAUUGUGGUUUCACAAAGAUGUUUACCGUGUUCUAACUGAAAAUACAUUGGUUAUCUCCAAUGAUUUGAGAUUCCUUGAUUGGCCUGAAUGUCCAUUAAAAGCUUUGCCUUCCAGCUUUAAUCCAAAGAAACUUGUUGAGCUCAAACUGCGUGACAGUCGUAUCGAACAACUGGGGAAUGGAUUCAAGGUUUCCAAGAGGAGUCAAGUUGAAAUCUCUGACACUUACUAUUCUUAUGAUUGCAAAAAGCUUGAGUAUUUCCCCGAAAUUUUGGCAAAGAUGGAAUGCACAACAAGAAGAAUCUAUCCGGCACUGCCAUCAAAGAGUUGCCUUCAUCAAUUAGAUAUCUCGUUAAUCUUCAAGACUUAG